GGGUUAUUUAAACAUAGUUCAAACUUCAAAGAGAAGUGGUUACCCGCCCUCAUUCUUCGUUUCAUCAUCGGCGCAGUUAGUUCUCUGACUCUGUCCAUGACCAGUUGCUAUUCCUUCCUAUUCUCACGCCACCAUUUCUAUUUUUCAACCCUAUUCUUAUAAUAUACUCCCUAUUUUUUUAUUAUUAAGGAGAAAGAAGAAGAAGAAAGAAAAAUUUGCUACUCAUUGCUGCAUUUCUAUCUAUAUAUCAUCUGUCUCUGAUCUGAUUCAACAAGCUAAGCUACAAUUAAUCACCAAAUCUGCAAAAAUGGCAUCCGAAAAGGAAAGGGACACCCAUGUUUACAUGGCCAAGCUUUCCGAACAAGCAGAGCGUUAUGAAGAAAUGGUGGAGUACAUGAAGAAUGUAGCGAAACUGGAUGUGGAGCUAACGGUGGAAGAGAGGAAUUUGCUGUCAGUGGGUUAUAAGAACGUCAUCGGAGCGAGGAGAGCUUCCUGGAGGAUCAUGUCUUCGAUAGAGCAAAAAGAAGAGUCGAAGAGCAACGAAAACAAUGUGAAGCUGAUCAAGGGUUACCGCGAGAAGGUAGAGGAUGAACUGUCCAAGAUCUGCCACCAGAUUCUAGAAAUCCUUGACCAGCACUUGAUCCCGUCUUCCAAAACCGGAGAGGCCACUGUCUUUUACUACAAGAUGAAAGGUGACUACUUCAGGUAUUUGGCAGAGUUUAAAAGUGACCAAGAAAAGAAAGAGGCUGCUGAUCAAUCACUCAAGGGCUAUGAGGCAGCUUCAAGCAUUGCUAGUGCAGAAUUGGCUUCCACUCAUCCAAUCCGUCUUGGACUUGCUCUCAACUUCUCAGUUUUCUACUAUGAAAUUAUGAACUCUCCCGAAAGGGCAUGUCACUUGGCUAAGCAGGCAUUUGAUGAGGCAAUUGCAGAGUUGGACACUUUGAAUGAGGAGUCGUAUAAGGACAGCACCUUAAUUAUGCAGCUCCUGAGAGACAACCUCACCCUCUGGACUUCUGAUAUGCCUGAGGAUGGAGGAGAAGAUAGCUCCAAAGCUGAAGAAACGAAAGUGGAUCAAGAAGCAAUAAAGGGUCCACAACCAGAACUAGAAGGCCGGUAAUGGCAGAAUCUAGGAAACUAGGAUUAUGCAGAAGAGUAUUCUGACCAUGCAAACAGUUCCUUCAUUUUCUAUUCCAGUAGUUCCAAUUAUUUUCCAUUUUCUAUUUACCACAAGAACAAAAAGCUGCAUCAUCUAAAUUUAUGGUCCUCUUUCAUAUCAUAAAUAUUUAUAAAUGUACACAUUCAAGAAACGCCCUGCUUUGAUGUUAAUUUGUUUUUAUAUAUAAAUAAAGAGCUAAAAAAACUAACUAGAAUCAGGAAUAAGCCAAAAGGGAGGUGGUGUAAAUUUCUGCAGAUCAAAAUCAAGAAAAUGCUCGAAAGUAUUAUCCUUCAAACAGAGAACUCCCAUAUCAUGGCCUCCAUACGAGUAAUCCUCAUCGACCCUGUCCCAAUAAUCAUCCGUGAAGUAAAUACAGUCAGGUUUGCAGUUCGGAUGAUCCGACCCGAGCAGAGAAACCGAAUGGUUCCCUCCCAGAAACACCACCCGACCGUUCAAGGUUUUCACUGGCUCCCAUGUUUCUGUCCACAUGUCCAGCUUAUAAACACGGAAGCCCAUUGUUCUAUAAGGACAGAUCAUCAUAUCCCCGUCUUCAUACAUAGCUUCCUCAUAUACAACUUUACCUUCCUCAGUAACAAACUCUCCAAUGUGUCUAACCACAAAGAACAUCUCUCCAGAUUUGAAAGGGAUUAUAUACCACUUUCUUGCGUAAAGAUCUUCUGGGAAUUCUUCCCUGUCAUGAAACAACCCUCUGGGAAGUGGCGGAUGGAUGACUCCCUUUUUCUUUAAAGCAGAAGAAUCCCAUCUUUCAAUUGAUAAUCUUUUCCCCAAAGCAUACAUCAUACCAUUCAAACAAGUGAUGUCAUAGUAGGGCCCACAUUCGCCUCCUAAGUUCCUCCAAUCCUUGUCCCCAUUCCUGCAAUAUGCAACUUUAUCAUCUUCUCCAUAUAAAACAAAGACCACGAAAUCUUUGUUUGCACUAGGAUUUGCGGAAAGGACAGCUUUCUUGAUGGAAAGAAGGGGCCUUUUGUCCUCCAUGGGAGUGAAAACUCUUGCAGCAGAAGAACCUUUGUAUUCGACGAUCAGGUGUUCUUCUUCUUGGCCGGAGAAAGAAUGAGUCUUGAUGGAGGUGAUGUGGGGAAAAGUGCUUUUCUUUGGGAGUUGGAUUUUGGUUUGAUCGAAGGGGUUCAGAAGAAAAGGUUCUGAGGUUUCGUCCAAGAGGAUGAGCCAUCCAUAGGAGGAACCUAUGGGAAUGGUUUUCUUUAAGUUCUGGCGGACUACAUUGUUAUGCAUGAAUGAGGUUGUCUCCUCCAAUGGAAGCAAUAGAACUGGAGAAGAAGAACAGGCCAAUGGUGCCAUAUUUUUAUGGAUUGAAUAGGAAGAAGUUGUACGGGCGCGAAUGCUGUAUUUGUUAGGGACGGAGGGUUUAUAUAAGGUCAAGGAAAAAGAAUUCCUCAUCCAAUUCAAUUAG
Messenger RNA from Cuscuta europaea, 2585 nucleotides. Lineage: Eukaryota; Viridiplantae; Streptophyta; Magnoliopsida; Solanales; Convolvulaceae. The record is from the annotation of a GenBank genome assembly.